Messenger RNA from Rubroshorea leprosula, 809 nucleotides. The record is from the annotation of a GenBank genome assembly. NCBI's taxonomy places the organism in Eukaryota, Viridiplantae, Streptophyta, Magnoliopsida, Malvales, Dipterocarpaceae.
AUUCAAUGUUUUAAUUUUAUCAAACUGGAAAACAAUUAACCCUCUAUUUGUGUGCUCUUUCAAUGUGCCGGUUAAAAGCAUACCUUUCAUCUUCUUCUUCCAUCUUCCAAAGGUCCACUUGUUAUCAUCUUCCUUUCACUUUCUUCCCCUUUGCCCUUCUUCUUUUCCUCUUCCCCUCAUCUGCAUUCUUCUUCUCACAUAAUCAGGGUCUGGGUUCUCCGUCGGACAACGGACCGGAAAUCAGAUCUGUGUCUGGGGUUCACUCCUUUCUCUCUGUUCUUCUUCUUCCUUUCCCCUCUCUGUCUUCUUCUCCCAUCGGGGUCGAGGUUCUCCGUAUGAGGCAUACUGGAAAAACAAAUUUGGGUUCCAGCUCCGCUUGCCGCUCAUGUUCAUCGUUAGCCGAUCACCGACCCGUCGCAUUUGAGCUCGUCAUUGGCUGGUGGCGCAAGGUGGCGCAGGGAUGGAGGUUGUAAAGAAGCAGUGCGCUUUGCAACUUCACUUGGAUAAGAACAAGCAUCUCAAAGCUGAGAUUGCUUUUUUUUUUUUUUUGAACAACCAUGAAACAAGCUGAGAUUGCAUUUAAGCUUGUCUUAUAUGGUAGAAUCUUCAUUGAAUCUCAUUUUCAUUUAAAAAACUUUUUUUUUAGCAUUUAAUUAAUUCCCCUGUGUGCGUGUUUUUUUCCUUUUUUUGGUUGGAAGUUUGUCAACACGGUGAAAAAAUGGUUUCUUUUGAGGGAUUUAACUUGGUUUUUAACCUGAAGAAUUCCAUUUCCUUUUACCUUCCCCAUGUCCCUUCCUUUCAGAAUUAAA